Ricinus communis (castor bean) is the source of this 2224-nucleotide messenger RNA. RefSeq names its product inositol transporter 4. The transcript is spliced from 7 exons. Gene Ontology annotation, molecular function: myo-inositol:proton symporter activity. The coding region runs from base 289 to 2052 and encodes 587 amino acids. The record is from RefSeq and is a predicted model, not a curated record. Gene Ontology annotation, cellular component: membrane. Gene Ontology annotation, biological process: transmembrane transport. NCBI's taxonomy places the organism in Eukaryota, Viridiplantae, Streptophyta, Magnoliopsida, Malpighiales, Euphorbiaceae.
CAUUCUGCCUAUACUUUAUCCAUUUUCUUCUAAACAAAACUUAUCCAAAAAAAUAAAUCACCGACUAUAAAAAUGUUCAAGAAUUCUAUUCUUUUCACAGUUUAUUAUUUUCAUUUUUAACCUUUUCUCCUAGCAGUUCGAGACAAAACACUACCAUUCUUAACGCCAAAUCCUCACUUCCCGUUGCAUCCCAGUUUCAACUUUCAUCAAGUAUUGGCUCUUUCUUCACAGGUUCUGUUUGAAUUUAUCAAGAAUACUCCUGCUUAAUUUCAUUUUGUGCUUCAGAAAAUGGUGGAAGGGGCUGUCAUAAAACCAGACAAGACAGAAUUCAAAGAAUGCUGGAAGAUGAUAUGGGAGACUCCGUACAUUAUGAGACUUGCACUCUCAGCUGGAAUUGGAGGAUUUUUGUUUGGUUAUGAUACAGCUAAUAUAUCCGGUGCUCUGCUAUACAUCCGCGAGGAUUUUGAAUCUGUUAACAAGAAUACAUGGCUUCAGGAGACGAUUGUAAGUAUGACUGUGGCAGGAGCUAUAGUUGGAGCUGCAUGUGGUGGAUAUAUGAAUGACAGGUUUGGAAGGAAAAGUUCGAUCUUAUUUGCUGAUGCUGUGUUCUUCAUCGGUGCACUAGUUAUGGCAAUUGCUCCAGCUCCUUGGGUUAUAAUUUUGGGAAGAGUUCUUGUUGGUAUUGGGGUUGGAAUAGCAUCCGUCACAUCACCUCUUUACAUUUCUGAAACCUCACAUGCGAAAAUUCGUGGUGCUCUUGUGAGCAUUAAUGGUUUGCUUCUUACAACUGGGCAAUUUCUUUCCUACCUUAUCAAUCUUGCUCUGACCAAGGCCCCUGGAACUUGGCGUUGGAUGCUUGGGGUGGCUGGCAUCCCAGCUGUAGUACAGAUUUUUCUCAUGUUGUUACUUCCUGAGUCCCCGAGAUGGCUCUAUAGACAGAACAGGGUAGACGAAGCGAGGAGAAUCUUGGAGAAAAUAUAUUCUUAUGAUGAAGUGGAUAAAGAGAUAACCGCUUUAGCUUUAUCAGUUGAAGCUGAAAAGGCAGAUGAAGCUUCCAUUGGUGAGGGCAUGAUAUCUAAAGUAACAGGUGCAUUUAAAAACACAGUAGUCCGUAGGGGACUCUAUGCAGGUAUCACUGUUCAGGUUGCUCAACAAUUUGUGGGUAUCAACACUAUCAUGUACUAUGCUCCGACCAUUGUACAAUUUGCUGGAUUUGCUUCAAAAUCGAUGGCUCUGUCACUCUCUCUCAUCACUUCUGGCCUCAAUGCUGUUGGCACUAUUCUUAGCAUGGGUUUUGUUGACAGAUUUGGAAGGAGGAGGCUGAUGAUCAUUUCUAUGAUUGGGAUCAUAAUUUCCCUUGUGGCUACAUCCGUAGUGUUUAUGGAAGCUUCUGCUCAUGCUCCUAAGAUUAGUUCAAUGGAGUCUUUACAUUUUGGUCCCAAUUCUACUUGUCCAAACUUUGUGGCAGCCCCUGAUCCAUUAAAAUGGAACUGCAUGUCAUGCCUGAACGUAGAUUGUGGUUUCUGUUCUAAUUCUGCUAGCAUAUACCAUCCGGGAGCAUGCCUGCGUUCAACCAAGGCUCUGAAAAGUGCAUGUGGGGAAGAACAUCGGGUGUUCUUCGAGCAGGGUUGCCCAAGUAGAUUCGGAUUUCCUGCAGUUAUACUCCUGGCACUGUACAUAGUUAUUUAUGCAUUUGGAAUGGGUACUGUACCAUGGAUAGUGAACUCAGAAAUAUACCCACUGAGAUAUAGGGGCGUAGGAGGGGGGAUAGCAGCAGUGUCGAACUGGGUAGCAAAUCUCAUCGUCAGCGAAUCAUAUUUAACUAUGACAGAACAUCUUGGCGCAGGAGGCACAUUUUUAUUGUUUGCUGCAGUUUCUAGUAUUAGUCUCCUAUUCAUCUAUCGAUUUGUACCUGAAACCAGAGGCCUGAAAUUCGAAGAUGUUGAGAAGAUGCUCGAGAAAGGCUACAAGCCAGGCUUGUGUGGUGGUGGUAGUUGUGGCGGCCGGGGCAAGGGAGAAGGGAGGGAAGAGAAGGGCGUUGAUUCUGUAUAAAAAGCAACAGGGGUGUUUUAUUUUAAGGCAUCAAAUUAAUGUCUGGAUUACAUUCUUGUUAAAGUUUAGUCUUUUGUAUUAUGGAUAUCUUCUAGUUUUCAUGUUUUGAUGUUGUUUACAAUGUUUCGGUAAAAAAAAAAAAAAUUAAAUACAUAUUUUAAUCUUAAUUUAA